This is a messenger RNA of Metarhizium acridum CQMa 102, 801 nucleotides long. RefSeq lists its product as uncharacterized. The record is from RefSeq and is a predicted model, not a curated record. NCBI's taxonomy places the organism in Eukaryota, Fungi, Ascomycota, Sordariomycetes, Hypocreales, Clavicipitaceae.
AUGUCAAAUUGGAGGGAGGAUUGGUGGUGCUCCCAGUCCAUGGCAUACGGCUUCCAGGGAUCUAGCUACCCUCUUGAGGAUGGCAACUGCAAUAGCUACACCAACAGCUUCAACCGUAUGUAUCAGGAAUUCGCCAAGAUGAAGAAGGACUUUGGAGCGAGCAUCGUACGCAUGUACUAUCCUACAUGCACCCAGUCGACGGUGUUUGAGAACGCGAUUCGGGCCGCGGCCAAGAAUAACAUGGCUCUCAUCCUGCAGGUCUGGACAAACUUUGGUAACGACUCUGGCAACUUCGUCAACGACCUCGGGGCAUUCCGCAAGCGAAUUAAUCAGCACCACAUCAAGGCGGGCAUCAGCGAGGACUGGGACCGGCCUGGUUCCCUGCGCAACGGCGAUGGUUUGACUGGUCUGGGCCGCGGCAUUAAAAGUAACUCGGACUACGACCACAUCCAUGCCAUGUCCUUCUAUCAUGGUAAUAAUCCUGAGAGCCAGGCCUGGGCAUACAUUCAACAGGCUACGCAGUGGGUUCUGGAUCAUGUCAAGCUGCCUACUAUGAUUACGGAGAGUCCUUGGGCUUGUGGCAAGACUGACCACAAUCCUGACCACAAUCCCGGAAAGAGGGACGUAGGGGUUGCUCAGUACACUCGCUAUUGGAAAACAUUUGAUGAUAACUGCAAGUGGUUUAAGCAGAAAAAUGUCGAUUGGUUCUUGGAUGCUUGGCAGGGAGAGGAUAAAUUUGAUAUUGUGAAGCCCGAUGGCUUUGGUUAUGUUAUUCCUGGAUGGAGACCUCGUGAGUGUUGA